Lingula anatina is the source of this 1190-nucleotide messenger RNA. RefSeq names its product unconventional myosin-XIX-like. Gene Ontology annotation, biological process: actin filament organization. NCBI's taxonomy places the organism in Eukaryota, Metazoa, Brachiopoda, Lingulata, Lingulida, Lingulidae. Gene Ontology annotation, cellular component: cytoplasm; myosin complex; membrane. Gene Ontology annotation, molecular function: microfilament motor activity; ATP binding; actin filament binding. The record is from RefSeq and is a predicted model, not a curated record.
GUUAUCAGCCAAUAGAAAUUGCUCUAAGGGAAGAAAAAGAAUAACGGUCGCCAUGAUUGGUUGAAGUGAGCCCAAUCAUACACGUGAGUAUCAAUUUCGAAGUCAAAAUGGAGAGGGGUGUUAGUGUUCUUAGCACUAGAAAUGCCGAUCUACCACGAAAAACACAGGUUGGAAGCAUAACCAAGAGUAGUUAUAAUGGAAAUGGAAAAGAUGACCAGUCUGUAUUUAAGCAGGGAAUGCUGGUGUUUGUCCACCAUGAUGUAGAUAUCUGGACAGAGGGCACUGUCUCUGGGAUUGAUGAAGAAAACAUCCUUGUAACUCUUCCUUCAGGAAAGGAACAGUGGGUAAAACAUAAGGAUAUUGCAUUGAGAAAUGAAUGUGAUUAUGCUUCCACAGAGGAUCUCACUCUGUUAACUCCACUUACCUGUGCCUCAGUGUUCCAGUGUUUGAAGAAAAGAUACCAACAAGAUGUGUUUUACACAAGGGCAGGGGUCACCUUGGUGGCCAUUAAUCCUUUCAAGGAGGUCCCUUCAUUAUAUAAAAAAAAAGUCAUUGACCGCUACCACCAGUUACAUGGCCAGAGGAAGGUGUUAUCCCCCCAUGUGUUUGCCAUAGCCCAGGAAGCCUACAGUCACAUGAGGCAACAAGUGGGGAGAAUGAACCAGAGUGUUAUAGUCAGCGGAGAGAGUGGCUCUGGAAAGACUGUCACUGCCAAACACCUGAUGAAAUACCUGACCAGUAUCUCCAACUCCAAUGCUGGUGAUACUGGAACAAGAAUUGAAAGCAGGAUCUUAGAUUCCAAUCCAAUUCUAGAAGCAUUUGGAAAUGCAAGCACCAGUAGAAACAGCAACAGUUCGCGGUUUGGAAAAUACAUCCAGUUACAGUUUCAAAGGAAUGGUCAGAUUCUUGGUGCUUCCAUCCAAACAUAUCUCUUGGAGAAAACUAGAGUUGUUCAUCAGGCAGAAAAUGAGAGGAAUUUCCACAUCUUUUAUCAGAUGUUAAAUGGGGGAAAUGAUGUGGAGAAGGAGGAAUGGCUCGGACGCAAGGACUCCUUGUUUAAAAUGAUUACAAAUCAUGGCGCAUGCACAGAAGACCAACAAAGUUGGAGACAGACGAGGGAGGCAAUGGAAGACAUUGGGAUUACAGCCCAGCAGCAGGAUAGCAUAUUCAAGGUAAAACUGAAUGGCUAG